Molecule: messenger RNA, 1035 nt
Organism: Cokeromyces recurvatus
Lineage: Eukaryota; Fungi; Mucoromycota; Mucoromycetes; Mucorales; Mucoraceae
Product: putative Gpa2-guanine nucleotide-binding protein alpha-2 subunit
Exons: 6
Coding region: 1-1035 (344 amino acids)
Biological process (GO): G protein-coupled receptor signaling pathway
Cellular component (GO): heterotrimeric G-protein complex
Molecular function (GO): GTP binding; G-protein beta/gamma-subunit complex binding; GTPase activity
Source: RefSeq, a predicted model, not a curated record
AUGAUUGUGACAAAGAAUCGAAUUAUCGAUCAACAAAUAAAAGCGGAUCAAAAGCGUAUGAAAAAGGAAGUUAAACUGUUAUUAUUAGGUGCUGGUGAAUCUGGGAAAUCAACAGUUUUAAAACAAAUGAGAUUAAUACAUGCAUCUGGUUUUAAAGCAAAUGAAAGAGAAAAGUUUCGAAACAUUAUUUUUGUCAACAUUCUUUCAACAAUGCAGACUUUAUUAAGUGCGAUUGAAGAUUUAGAUUUACAAAUGACUGAUCCUUUAUUAAAAGAAUAUACCCAUUUAUUUGUUGAAAUACCAUCUUUAGAAGAGAAUGAACCAUUUCCCGAAAUUUACUACAAGCCUUUAAAGCAUUUAUGGAAAAGUGAAAAUGUUCAAAUAGUACAUAGAAAUGGGCAUAUGUUUGCCAUACAUGAUAAUAUCUCUUACUUUUUCGAAAAGAUGGAUAAACUAUGGGAACCCAAUUAUAUCCCUUCAGAUCAAGAUAUUUUAAGAUGUAGGGCAAAAACUACAGGCAUCGUCGAGACUACCUUUCAUCUUGGUCCUUUAACAUAUCGAAUGUUCGAUGUGGGAGGUCAGAGAAGUGAACGAAAGAAAUGGAUCCAUUGUUUUGAAAAUGUCACAGCUAUUUUAUUCGUUGUUGCAAUUAGUGGAUAUAAUCAAAGUUUAGCAGAAGAUAAAGAUUCGGUAACUUGGAUGUCUAUACCAUUAAUGCUCUUUGAUACAAUAUGUAACGCAAAUUGGUUUGUAAAGACUUCAAUGAUUUUAUUACUAAACAAAAUCGAUAUAUUCAGAAAGAAAAUUGCUUAUUCUAAUGUCUCUGAUUAUUUUCCUGAUUAUCAAGGACCAGCCAAUAAUUAUGAUGUAGCAAAAAACUAUUUUAAAGCAAGGUUUCAAAGGCUAAAUCGGAGAGCAGACAAACGAGUCUAUGUUCAUUUUACGAAUGCUACUGAUACAAAUUUAUUACAACAUGUCAUGAUGGCUGUUUCUGAUAUUAUCUUGAGUGAGAACUUGAAUAGCGUUAUCAUAUAA